This is a messenger RNA of Nicrophorus vespilloides, 2633 nucleotides long. RefSeq names its product putative ATP-dependent RNA helicase DDX11-like protein 8. Gene Ontology annotation, cellular component: nucleus. The coding region runs from base 40 to 2574 and encodes 844 amino acids. The transcript is spliced from 12 exons. Gene Ontology annotation, molecular function: DNA helicase activity; DNA binding; ATP binding. Gene Ontology annotation, biological process: nucleobase-containing compound metabolic process; establishment of sister chromatid cohesion. The record is from RefSeq and is a predicted model, not a curated record. Lineage: Eukaryota; Metazoa; Arthropoda; Insecta; Coleoptera; Silphidae.
AAUCAAGUACAUAUCAAAUACUAAUUGUUAUAAUCAAGAAUGAAUCAUUUAAAUACACCAGAGGAAUUUGAUUUUCCUUUCACCCCAUACAAUAUACAGGAUAAGUUUAUGAGGAAUUUAUUUGAAACUUUGGAGAACAGAAAAUUCGGUAUUUUCGAGAGUCCAACAGGAACUGGUAAAUCAUUGAGCAUACUCUGUGGUGCUCUACGAUGGCUCAAAGAUUACAAUAAGAAUGAGUUUGAGGUUAUCAAAGGGAACAUAUCCGAAGCAAAUAGUGAGAAGGAUUUACUAAAAGCAAGUAAGGAUGAUUGGAUAGCAUCUCAGGCAAAGGAAAUUUCGAUAACAAGAAAACUGAAUGAGUUGAAAUUGGAAUCUGAUAAAAUUGAGAAUUAUUAUAAGAAAAUUGAGGAGCUGAAGAAAAAGAAGAAAAAAUAUAAAUUGGAUAGAAGCAAGUAUCUUAAGAAAGCUAAAAAUGUUGAGGAUGAGGUGGAUGAGUUUGGUGAGAAAAAGAGUGAUAAUUUAGAGGAUGAUCUGUUGCUUGCUGAGAUUGUUGAUGUGGAUGAAGAGGAGAAUGAGGAUGAGAUUGAGGAUAAAUAUGCUCCAGUUAAGAUCUUUAUUUGCAGCAGAACUCAUUCACAAUUGGCCCAAUUCAUUGGGGAAAUCAACAAGUCUCCUUUUGCUAAGGAUGUGAGAGUUGUAACUUUAGGUUCCAGACAGAAUUACUGUAUAAAUCCAGAUGUUAAUAGGUUGAAGAAUAUAUCUUUGGUCAAUGAAAGGUGUUUAGAUUUGCAAAAAUCGCAAGGGAAGGCAACUAAAAAGGAGGAAGGUAAAGUUGUUAAAAAGCAAAAAAGUAGUUCAAAUUGCAAAUGUCCUUAUUACAAGCAACAAACUAUAGAGGAAUUGAAAGAUGUGGCGUUGCUAGAAGUUUGUGAUAUCGAAGAUUUAAUAAGUAGUGGUAAAGAGUUGAAAGCGUGUCCUUAUUAUGCGAGUAGGAAGGCUGUGGAAGAUGCUGAAGUUGUUUUGGUACCUUAUAAUACGAUUUUGCAUAAGGCGACUAGAGAAGCUAAUGGUAUCAAGUUGAAAAAUAAUGUUGUUAUUAUUGAUGAAGCUCACAAUCUGCUGGAAGCUAUGGCUCAAAUGUAUAGUGCUGAAGUAACCAGUAAUCAAUUAGUCCAUGCUCAACAACAAUUGAAAGGAUAUAAAGCGAAAUACAGCACUAGGUUCUCAUCGCAAAAUUUGCUUUGUAUAAAUCAAUUGAUUUAUAUAAUUACAGCAUUAAAAGAUGAAUUAGAAAGAGACGUUGAAAUUAAGGGUGAUAUUAAAACUGAAAUAUCCACUCUUACUAGUUUCGUGUUAACAGCUGGAAUUGAUAAUUAUAACAUGUUUAAGCUGAUUAAGUUUGCAAAGGAUAGUAAAAUUUCUCAAAAGUUGCAUAGUUUUGCAAUUAAAUUUCCGGAACCGGAGGUGGUGAAGAAGGAAGUAAAGAAAGGAGUUUCAAAUUUCCUGAAAAGCAUUGAGCCUAAAGGUAAAAGUAAAGCUGUCGAAGAAAUUAAGAUCGAAACUCCUGAGAAACCGAAACCUAAGCAAGCUCCUAGUAAUCCCUUACUGUCGGUUAUUUCUUUUCUGGAAGCUUUAACUUAUUCUUACGAAGAUGGGAGAAUAUUGAUCCAUCGAGGUGAUGUUAAAAAGUAUCAAUUUUUGCUAUUGAAUCCGUCCAUUCACUUUGCUGAUGUGGUGAAAGAAGCGCGAUCCGUUAUUGUUGCUGGUGGUACUAUGAAACCAAUCUCAGAAUUUAGAGAUAGGCUCUUCAUAAACGCCGGAGCUGAAUCGAGUAGGAUUGUAGAGUUCUCUUGCGAUCACAUCAUUCCACCUAAGAAUAUUCUUCCAAUUAUAGUCACGAGUGGACCAGCCGAAGAAAAGCUUUUAUUCAAUUUCGAUAAUCGCAGGAAAAUGGGUUUAAAUGUGAAAUUGCUGUUGCAAGAAACAUGCAGGAAAGUUAAAGGUGGAAUUGUUGUCUUCUUUCCAUCGUAUAAGUACGAAGCGUGGAUUUGGGAUCAAGUGAAGAACAUGAAAUUCGGUAGACCCGUAUUUAGAGAACCGCAGGAAUCGGGAUCCGUUGAUUCGGUUUUGGAUAACUAUCACAAGGCAAUUUACAAAUCUGAUUGUAAAUCGGCUAUGCUCUUCAGCGUUGUUGGUGGAAAACUCAGUGAAGGGUUGAACUUUAGCGACGAUUUGGGUCGAUGUGUUAUUGUGGUUGGAAUGCCGUACGCGAAUAUUUAUGCGCCGGAUUUGAAGGAGAAAAUGUCGUUUUUGGAUAAGAAAGAGGGCUCCGGUUCAGGGAAUAAAUUUUAUGAAAAUAUGUGCAUGAAAGCUGUAAAUCAAUGCAUCGGUAGAGCUGUUCGGCAUAAAGACGACUUCGCCUCGGUUCUUCUGCUGGAUGAAAGGUACGCAAGGCAAGCGACGAAAAAUGCUCUUCCUGAUUGGAUUAAGCGAUCUUUGAGGACCUGCAAAUACGAUGAAGCUUUCAUACUAAUGGAUAAGUUUUUCACGGAUAAAAGUAAACCUGAAGAAUGAUUUCGAUACAAUUUCUUUUAUUUUUAUAUUUGCUAUUAUUUUUUUUAUACAUUUACAAA